This is a messenger RNA of Chelonia mydas (Green sea turtle), 1599 nucleotides long. It is a transcript of the gene CD37, whose product is annotated as CD37 molecule. The record is from RefSeq and is a predicted model, not a curated record. Gene Ontology annotation, cellular component: membrane. The coding region runs from base 39 to 983 and encodes 314 amino acids. The transcript has 9 exons. Lineage: Eukaryota; Metazoa; Chordata; Testudines; Cheloniidae.
CACCCCCAUUGGGCCCUGGGUUCAGGUGUCGCUGAGCCAUGAACUCUGCACGCUGGGGCCCUCCCCCUGCCACGCCCGGACGCCUGGGUCCGCCUGAUGCUGCAGGGCUGGGCAGGGUACCGAAAGUCGGGAAACCAGAACCAGAUCCGUUCCUGGGAGCGCCAGGGGGUCCGGCCAUGUCUCCCCAGGGGUGUCUGAGCGUCACCAAAUAUUUCCUCUUCCUCUUCAACCUCCUCUUCUUCCUCCUGGGUGGUAUCAUCCUCAGCUUCGGCCUCUGGAUCCUAAUCGACCAGCAAAGCUUCGCGGCCGUCCUGGGUUCCUCGCUGUACGCCCUGAAGGUCUGGUCCUACAUCCUGUCCGGAGUUGGCAUCAUCACCAUGCUGAUGGGUUUCCUCGGAUGCCUGGGUUCCCUCAAGGAGAUCAGGUGUAUGCUGGGAUUUUAUUUCGGUUUCCUCUUUCUCCUCUUCGCCGUCCAGAUCACCAUUGGGGUCCUGCUGUAUACGCAGCGUGUCACGCUCAGUGGCAAGGUGCGGGAGUUCGUGGAGGACGCCAUCCGGACCUAUCCCCUGGCAGGACCCCCCGGCGAGAAGCACCAGGGCUGGGACUUCAUUCAGGGGCAGCUCCAGUGCUGUGGCUGGAACUCGUACCUGGACUGGCACCAGAACCCAGUUGUGGACAACUCCUCCCACAUCCUGUACCCCUGCUCCUGUCACAACAGCUCCAGCCCUGGUGAGCGCAGCACCAACACCACCGAGGCCCCGGCCAUGCAGCAGGCCACUGGGUUCUGCACCGCCCAGGGGGACUGGCCGGUCUACAAGCAGGGCUGCGCAAACAGCGUCCAGGGCUGGCUGGCCAAUAACAUCAUCAGCAUCGUGGGCAUCUGCCUGGGCAUCGCCCUGAUGGAGCUCUGUCUCAUGAUGUUAUCGAUGUUUCUGUUUAGAAACAUGGGCCAGAACUACGACAAGCUGACCCGAUACUCCUAGGAAACCCCUCCCGCUCCAGGGGGUGGAGGGAGAGCAGAUGGGCAUGAUCCACCGCCCCCCAACUGGGACCAUCCAGCAUGGGCUGAAGCAGCUUUCUUUCCCUGUCUGUUUGAGCCUUCUUGGCAAGGGGCGGAGCCCCUGGUCUAUUCCCCCCAACCCCGGUGUGUCAUCCCCCACCAUGGCUUGAGCUGUGCUCACCCUUCGGGGCAGUGGCAUAGGGAUGGGGCAGCUAUUUCAUUCUGUCUCUGGGUAUCUAUUAGUGGGGUUUGCUGUAGUAGGGACGGGAAGUGCAAACUGGGAGGGGGGAUUGGGAGAGGUCCUGGUAGUUGUGGGGGGGAAUCAGGGCGGGGCAGGAGGUUGGGAUGUGUGAAUAUGUCUGUGUGCCACUGAAUGUUGUUCUCCUUGGGAGGGGGGGUGGAGAUCUGGGGGAGGGGGGAGCAGGGCAAACUGGUCCUUUCCACUCCCUGCCACUGGAAGGAAGCAGGGGCCCUGGAUGGGAGGCUGGGGGGAUAUUCCCCUCAUCUGUCAGCUGCCUCACCUCUCCCCAGGAAUUUGCAACUUUUGUAAAAUCCACUUUGUAAAUAAAAUAAAAAUGUGGGAUCCCAGCCCUGAAAAA